AGAUUUUCAUUAAAUUUUAUGCUAGUCAAAUAUUUAUAAAAAAUAUAAAGAUAUAUAACGAAAAUGUCGAAACUAUUUAUUAUCUAUACGUUUUGUAUUUUUGUUGCGUAUGCAGAAGACAAAAAGGUUCCAAAACCAGUCGCACCUUCGUUAGAAAAAAGAGGCGAUAUACAGCCUCGCAUGCUUGCUCCAGGAUAUUACUCUCAAGAAUGUAACGCCCACAAAGCUUGCCCUGAGAAAAAAUAUUGCCAUUUGUUUCUAUGUGUUCAUUGCUUAAAAGAGAACGUAGCCUGCACACAGAAUGGCCAAUGCUGUGAAGGACAGUGUACUUAUGGAAGAUGUAAAGCUGGUGUUUCUGAAGGACAACCAGGAACAUUUUGUGAUAGACACGAGGAUUGUGCUGGAGAAGGAAAAGCGGCUUGCUGUGUAAGAGAACCAGCCAUAAACCCUCAUAUAUCUAUAUGCAAGCCACCAUUGGCUGAAAACAUGGUUUGCGGACCAAUAAACUUUUUCAGAAAUGUUUACGUUGGAGCUCAAGUACAAAAAGCAUGCGGACCUUGCAAACAAGCGCUUAUAUGCAAGCAAGUUGGUCUUUUUGGAAUUCACGAAAUAUGUAUGAAGGAAGAUGAUAAAAAGAAAUAGACACAAAGUAAAAUCCAAACAUGAAUCACUAGGUACUGAUUACAAAUUCCACACCAAGCAAGCAAACACAAACAAUAAUGUAAAUAAAUGCACUGACAAAUAAUAGGAAGCAAAUAAAAUGUUUUAUACCCAGUUUAUUCAACCAAUAUGUUCUAUUAACGAAAUUGGUUUUCUCAAUAGAAUAAGUAUUUUUGGCGUUAUGUUUUUUAAAUAAAUUUAUAUAUAAAAA
Molecule: messenger RNA, 871 nt
Organism: Hydra vulgaris (swiftwater hydra)
Lineage: Eukaryota; Metazoa; Cnidaria; Hydrozoa; Anthoathecata; Hydridae
Product: dickkopf-3 related protein
Biological process (GO): negative regulation of canonical Wnt signaling pathway
Molecular function (GO): receptor antagonist activity; co-receptor binding
Source: RefSeq, marked provisional